Camelina sativa (false flax) is the source of this 605-nucleotide messenger RNA. RefSeq lists its product as uncharacterized. The record is from RefSeq and is a predicted model, not a curated record. NCBI's taxonomy places the organism in Eukaryota, Viridiplantae, Streptophyta, Magnoliopsida, Brassicales, Brassicaceae. Gene Ontology annotation, molecular function: DNA binding.
AUAUAUCUUUUAGGGCAAAUAGAUAUCUUUCUAUAUAGGGUGCAAAAUAACGAAUUAUAGAUAUACCCUUAUAUGUUAAUGUACUCUUUAUAAACCAAAAACGUGAAACUCGUCAAAAGAACAAGAGACGAUAAGAUAUGGAUGCUGGAUCAUCAUCAUCAUCAAGUGCUUCUGGACCACAACAAGAGAAGCGUUCACGACAGAGGAGGACGAAGGGGAUCGAUUACGAGAGUAGCGUUGCGAAUUUGUCGAGAGAAGGCAGAGAGACUUUGAUGGUUGUGAAUCGUAGAAAACAAUUGAACACAAUCCCAGGUACUUCAUGUUCUGUGUUCGAUCAUUCGUGUCCUCGAUACAGGUGGCUUCACCCUGGUUGGAUAGUUGAGGAACGUAUCAUGCCUAGCGAUCGGCUCUACCGGUACUAUUACGACCCACUGGGGCAAUUGUACAAUUCUCGGGGACAAGUGACUCAGAUGUUGGCAGAUACUGAGAAGACUCGCGCACUUGUCAUCUACGACAAGUAGUCUUCUUCGUCGAUCUAAUGAGUUGUGCAAUGAUGGAUUAAUGGUCAUACCCUCUAUAUAAAUUAAAUGGCCAAGCAAUUCAAA